GUGACUGGCAAUUUGGGAGGUGGUGACAAGAGAUUGAGAUGUUUGCAAUGCAGAUUAUGGGAGCCAGUAGCUAUUGCUAAUGAUAGUGCUGACGUCCUCAAGGAUUGAGGGAGAGAGACUCAUGAAUCUGAAGAUGGUUGCACAGGAGAGAAAGUGGAAGUGUCAUCUGAUAUCAUUGAAGGAAAUGCUGAUGCAUGUUGGAAAGAAAGGUGGGAGAAAGAUUUGGAAGCAGCCAUGAGGAGACAGGACAUCUCCCCAGCCUCAGUGUAAGUGGUGUGGGAGAGAAAACAGACACCAGUUGAAACAGGCUGCAGGGGAGGUGGUGUCCUCAGGGAAGAACCAAGCUUCAGAGAGAGCAGGGUACCUAAGGGAACUUCAGAGAAGAGGGCAAGAUACAUGCGAUUUUAAUAAUGACUGAUUUUGAACUCUAGAGUACAAAGGUUUUCCAGCACUGGGAAGAAAUGAGGAGUAGAGUUGGAAAGGUUGGGAGUGAUGUAUAGAGCCCUAUAGGAAGCAGAGUGCAGAAGAGGGGGAGUCGCCUGGGCAUCAGAAACUGGGAUAAGAGGCUUAAAGAGAUCAGUCUUAAUGGGAUCAAAGAACAUGGUGAGGAGACUGAGUGUUGGGAAAAGACGGGUGUGUCUGUGGUCAGCAGCACAGAAAAUUCUGCAGUUACUUCUUGAGCCCAGCUGAAAGAUGUGUGAAGGCUAAGAGGGAGGGUCUUACUCUGACCAUAGAAGUCUCUGAGUCUCCCUCUUGGUUUCUAAUACCACAGGUAGAGAGUCUGGGAGGGAGAGGUCCCAAUCCAAGCUCCCUAUUGAUUCAGCUACAGUCUUGGAAAUCAAGUAAUUUUAGCUAAUGCCUUGCUGCCCCAAACAAAAUCACAGAUCUAUGGGUAAAAAGGAACAAAAGAAGACUAGGAUUGUAUACUGGGUAGACAACCCGUGGAAUGUGCUACAGUCAUGGAGGUAACCAACUAACUAACUGUAGAAACCAUAUGUCUGAGUUUAAAGAAACCAUGCAACAUUUAAAAAACAGAGCUGAAAAUAGUCGCCAAGAGCUGAUGGAAGCCUUCAAUCAAAUGAAAAAUGAUAUUACAAACAGAGAAAAAGUUUCAGGAAGUUUAGUUGAAAAGAAAGUGAAUACAACAAAUCAGAAUGAAACAGUUUCUAAUACACUGGAAGACUUAAAGUUCUUUUUUCCUCAUCUAAAUAAAGCAGACAGUAUUUAUCCUGAUAUAAUCAUUGGCAAAGGAAGAAGGGAUGUUUCUUUUGCGCUCGGCAUUUCCACCGUGGACAGAGGGAAUCACAGUUACCUGAAGCAAACGCUCACCUCGGUCGUCUCCAGGAUGACUCCUGCAGAGGAGAAGGACUCUGUGGUGAUCGUCUCUGUCGCAGAUAGCCAUGGAGAUUAUUUAAAUUCUGUUGUUAACAUGAUUACAAAAAAAUUCAAAAGGCAAGUGAAGUCUGGAUCCUUAGAAGUCAUUGCAAUACCUGCGUUUUUUUAUCCAGAGACAUUACAUGUCAAUCAACUAGCUGAUGACUCAGAAAAAUUGGAGAGCUGGCGAAUGAAACAAGUAUUGGACUUUUGUGUUUUGAUGCUGUAUGCCCAACCCAAGGCCAUGUACUAUUUACAGCUAGAAGAUGACAUCAUAGCUAAACAGAUGUACUUUACAAAAAUAGUGGAUUUUGUGCGUAAUAUUACUUCAAAUGAUUGGUUUUGCAUUGAGUUUUCGGUGCUUGGGUUCAUAGGAAAGCUGUUCAGAUCAGAAGACUUAACUGACCUUGUACGUUUCUUUUUGAUGUUCUACAAAGACAAACCCAUAGACAGUCUCUUAAGUGAGAUUUUUCAUUUAAAGAUGUGUGAUACAAGAAAGCAUCCUGUAACAUGCAAACAACGGAAGAAGCAAAUCUGUGUCCGGCAUAAUCCGUCUCUGUUCCAGCACGUGGGCAUACACUCGUCACUCCUUGGGAAAGAACAAUAUUUCAAAGAUAUCUAUUAUUAGGAAUUUCAUAAUUCCAACAGCUUCUUUAAAAAUUAUCACCAUCAUUCUUUGGAAAAAAAGUAGCAUAACAAGGAUUAUAUUAUUUCUCAACUUUCUUAAGAGUGUAUAAGAGAUCACAUUACUUUUUAAAAUUAAGUCUUCAGUAAUAAAAUGAAAAUAUGAAGAGAAGCAUAACAAGAAGAAACUCUACAUUCCUUAGAAUCUCACUUGGAUAACCUUGAUUUCUAAUGACACCAUAUUUGAGAAGUUGUAAUAAUGAAAAAACAUAAUUACCUAGAAGAGGAAAAAGCAACGAACAAACUAGUAGAUUUGAAAGUACUAAACAACCUCCCUGACAAGAAAAAAAUAGAAUGUUUAUUUAUAAUAUUUGUGCCCUGACAAAUACAAUUUAAUUUUAAAAUAGUUAAAGAAAAGAUAUUUUUAAAAAUUAAGAGUUAUAUAUUAUUGACUAGAUAGUGAGUGUACAGCAUAAUCGCAAUAUGUAGACAAAAAUUCAAAGAUGUGCUCGUCACAGGCAAAUUCUGUGUGAAAUGGUAUAUGCUCUUAUCCAUGUCAACACACCUAAAGAAACAGUAAAAAUUUAGGAAGCCUGGAUCUGGUAGUGCACAAUAUUUUCUUGUAUUUUAAUAAAUGCACUUAAAAGUAUAUACUUGUGCUAAGUGCCAUUUGAGUGGGUUAUGGAAAAUCUUGAUAUGUAUGUAUUCUGACAACCAUUCAGCUCCAAGGAUUUUAUACUUAACGUUGCCUUUGUAACCCAUAAAAUUUUUUGGGAUUGUGCAUAUCUUUUCAAAUAUAUUUUUUUUCAUCUUUUAAUUGCUGAUUUCCAAUGUAAUCACAUUGUUCUUCAAGAACUGUAUCUGUGUGAUGGAAGUUGGGAACUCUUUUGAAUCCUCCUGUUCCAUAGAGUUUUGUAAAGAAUUACAUAGUAGCUGUAUGCUCCUUUCCAAAUAUGUUACAGUCAUUUGUUUUUGUAAACGCUGGUUAUGCAUUUAAAAAAUUACUUUUAAAAUAUUCUUAUUUAUUGGGUGCAGGAUUGUCUCACAUCAAGCUUUUUAAUAUGGUUACUCAAUUUUUUUUUAAUCCUUACCAAUUUUUGUCUACUCAAUAAAUGUUUCUUACAGGAGACUAUUAAAAUAUCCUACUAUUUUUCUUUCUGUUAUUGUAAUAGCUUAACUGUAUUCUGAUUAAUAAGAAGUAUGUCUUAUCUUUGACCCCUGCAUCACAUAUUAUGAUAGUCUUGAUCGCAUCCUGCAGUGCCAAAACUGCACAGUCAGUGCAGUGUGAGCUGUGUAAGGCGCCAGUUUAUAAAGAGCCUAUG
Oryctolagus cuniculus (rabbit) is the source of this 3320-nucleotide messenger RNA. Lineage: Eukaryota; Metazoa; Chordata; Mammalia; Lagomorpha; Leporidae. The record is from RefSeq and is a predicted model, not a curated record.